This is a messenger RNA of Meloidogyne enterolobii, 518 nucleotides long. Lineage: Eukaryota; Metazoa; Nematoda; Chromadorea; Rhabditida; Meloidogynidae. The record is from the annotation of a GenBank genome assembly.
UUGCUUUUUGUCUCUAUUUUGCUGCAGAACUUCAAGGUUCAAAUUUAAUGGCCGAGGAAGGUUGUUGGCAUGACCAUGAAACUAAGGGAAUACAAUGUUUAUGUCAAAAAGAUUUUUGUAAUUCUCCAAGGAAUUUGUGGACAUCAGAUCCAACUAAGCCCCCAAUUGAAGGACUAAAAAUGCUUAAAAGAAAUCCUUUUGUGGAUUAUGAAUAUUUGGAAGAGGAAAGUUCGUCUGGAAAGAAGUCUUCGUCUUCCUCCUCCUCUGAAAGUAUUAAUUCAAUAAUUUCAUCGCUUGAUGCUUCUGAAAAUGAAGAUGAAAGGGAUUUAGUGCCAAUAAAUUUCGACGAUUAUAUGAAUUGGUUGGAAAAUAAUUCUGUCAAGACAACUCCAAAUCCUAAUAUAACAACAGAAAAUAAUAGUAUUCAAGACGUGCAAUUUUCAUCAGCAAUAAUUAAUGGAAUUAAUAUUUAUUUAUUUUACUUAAUAUAUUUUAUUUUUUUAUUCUUAAUUAUUUAA